AUGACGGCUCCCUGCAGCGAAGAGGGUUCUACCGAUGCUGUGGCAGUAGCAGAUGGAACGCACAGAGGUGCUGCUGCUGCUGCUUCAGGAGACGCAGCUGCAGCAGCACCAGCAGCAAUAGAUAUACCAGCAGAUUCAGCAGCAGCAGCAGAAGCAGAUUCAAAAGCAGCAGCAGAAGCAGUAGAUACAGUAGCCGAUUCGGCAUCGGCAACACAUUCAGCGGCACCAGCAGCAGAUGCAACAUCAGAGACACCAGCAGAUUCAGCAGCAGCAGAUACACAAGCGAGUGAUGCUGCAGGAAGUCCUCCAAAGCCGGUGAGGCGUAGCAGCACACGUUUGGCUGCUCUGCCGCACGCAGUAACAGCAGCAACAACAAAAGCAGCUGCGGUAGGUGCUGCAAGAACACAAUCAGCAGCAGCGGCGGCUGCUCCUGCUGCUGCUCCUGCUGCCGUACCUCGCUGUAUGUGCACGGAUGACCCCAUUGAGGAUCUCCUGCAGCAGCAUCGGCGCCGUUCGCUGCCAUCGCUGCCGCUGCAGCUGCCACUGCGGCUGCUGCUGCCGUAUGCAAUGCCGCACAGGCCGGGUAAGGCUGCUGCUGCUGCUGCUGCUGCUGAUGCUGCUGCCGAUGCCGCUGAUGCUACUGCUGCUGCUGCUGCUGAUGCUGAAACAGCUUCCCACGGAGCACGAAAGAGGUUGAAGACAUCACAUGCGGCCCCGGAAGGACAGCAGCAAGAGCAGCAAGAGCAGCAACAAGAGCAGCAGCAAGAGCAGCAGCAGCAACGCGAGCAGCAGCACGAGCAAAAUCAAGUGAAGCAGCAGCCACAGGAACAGCAGCAAGAUAAGAAGCAAGAGCAGCAAGAAGGCCAAGCGCUGCUGCAGCAGAAUCAGGAGCAGCAAGGUAACGGGCGGGAGCACACCACGAAGCAGGAACAGCAGCAGGAGAAACUGAAGCAGCAGCAGGACGAAGAAGACAAGCACCAACAGCAGCAUCAGAAGCAGCAGCAGCAACAGCAGCAGCAGCAGCAGCCGGGUGUGGUUCUGUACACUGCUUCUCUGCUGCUUGAAGAGGUAACAAGCUUUUGCGAACAGAAAGUCACCCUGGAGUUGCUGCCUCACAGGCUGCAGCCAAGUGCUAGCAAGACCAAGAAGCAGCAGCAGCAGAAGCAGAAGCAGCAGUUCUCCUCUCUUGCUGCUGCGCUCACGUGGCUGCAGCAGCAGCUGCACAGCGAAGGAGCAGUGCUGCCUGCAGCAGCGGGCUGUCUCUGCACCAGCUACAAAGUUGCUUUCGACUGCAUGCAGCAAGAUCCAGCAGCAGCAGCAACAACAGCAGGAACAGCAGCACCACCACCAACAGCAGCGCCAGCAGCAACGGCAGGAACAGCAGCAGCAACAACCGAAGAGACAGCAGCAGCAGCACCAGCGGAAACAGCAGCAGCAGCACCAGCAGAAACAGCAGAAACAGCAUCAGCAGCAUCAACGCAUGCACCUUGCAUCUCAGCUGCCAUACUGGAAGCGGCCACACAAGAGGCACAGGAGGCGCUGCAGCUGCUGUCUGUCUUUAAAAGCCUAAAAGCAGCAGCAGCAGCAGGAAAAGGAGAUUUUUUGGAGAGAUGCGACGCCCCAUCAUCAUCGUCUGCAGCAGCAGCAGCGGCAGCAUGGGCCGCAGCAGCAGCUGACCCUCCUCGGUUGCAGCGGUGCAGCAGGCACAGGAGCAGCAGCAGCAGCAGCAGCAUGGGCCGCAGCAGCAGUAGCCGGUGCAGCUGCGAAGACGUGCUGCGCGUUGCUGCUGUGGGCAACUGUUGCUGCUGCACGUUAAGCUCUCCAUGGGUGUCUUUGUCUGCGUGGCGUUGCUUUCGUGUUGCUUCUCACCCCUCUCUACGGCUGUAUGAUGUGCUGCUGCUUGCUGCAGCGCAGCGGCGGCUGUUUGCUGCCAGUGACUCCUCACCGGAGCAGCUGCAGCAGCUGAUGGAGGCAUCUGCUUUAGUUGCGUGCAUGGAGCACCAGCAGCAAGACCCUUCCUUGGCGGCAGAUGUUGCUGCUGCUGCUGCUGCUGAUACCGCCAUGCAGUGCGCAGCUGCUGCCGUACGGGAACUCGUCAGCGCCUCGGGCAACAGCAGCACCAGCAGCAGCAGCAGCAGGAGAGUUGCCACAUGGCUUGCUGCACCCAAUCCCUUUGCAGCAGCAAAACGCGCAAGCCACGGCAGCAGCGGCAGCUGCAACAGGUUGCCACGGCAGCAGCAGCAGCCCACAUGCUUGCCGUUCCUGAUUGUGCUUCCCGAAGAGGACCUGCUUGGCAACAGCGGGGCAGCAGCAGCAGCAACAGCAGCAGCAGCAGCACAACGAGCCUGGGCCCUGGGGGCUCCUCCUGCUGUCCCUCUCAUUUGCGGCAGCACCUUCUACAGUGCGCCCUCAAGGGACAGCAGCAGCAGCAGCAGCGGCAGCAGUAGUUGUUGUUGUAAAGAUGGGAGCAACAGUCAAGACGGCAGCAACAAGGACAGCAGCAGCAACAGCGGCAACAGCAGCAGCAGCAGCAAAGGAGCCGAAUCACCUCACAUCUCAGGAGAUUGCGAGGGAUUUGUUGCUGCAGCUGCAGGACAGCAGACGCUGCGCUGCUGUUGA
This is a messenger RNA of Eimeria acervulina, 2619 nucleotides long. RefSeq lists its product as hypothetical. The coding region runs from base 1 to 2619 and encodes 872 amino acids. Gene Ontology annotation, biological process: regulation of mRNA processing; regulation of transcription by RNA polymerase II. NCBI's taxonomy places the organism in Eukaryota, Apicomplexa, Conoidasida, Eucoccidiorida, Eimeriidae. The record is from RefSeq and is a predicted model, not a curated record. Gene Ontology annotation, cellular component: nucleus. Gene Ontology annotation, molecular function: sequence-specific DNA binding. The transcript has a single exon.